AUGCUUUCAGCGUUAUGUGGGAGAAGAUGUUUCCUUGGCUUCAGUGUGAAAGUGCAACGUGAAUUUCGUUUCCCUACUGUAAAAUGUGAAACUAUUGUGGCAGAUUAUAAUGAAGUGACACCACCAGAGACCAGUGGUGUAUUAAGCUAUCUUGGAACACUAAUACUACCCGACUUUGUGUAUUUACUCGGUGCCAUAAUGGGUGCUUUUGUGGCUGCUGUUAUGAACGUUUAUAUUCCUUUGUACCUCGGUGACUUUGUCAACGCCCUGUCAAAAUGUGCAGCUAGUAGGGAAGGAUUUAUUGCAGCCGUCUACAUCCCUACACUUAGAUUAUGUUCUUCCUAUAUUCUUCAGUCAUUAUCCACAUUUUUGUACAUUGGACUUUUGGGAUCUGUCGGAGAACGCAUGGCUAAACGUAUGCGCACUGAAUUGUUUCAGAAAUUAAUUUAUCAGGAUGUGGCCUAUUUUGAUGUGCAUAGUUCUGGUAAACUAGUAGAAAUUAUUGGGUCCGAUGUUCAAAACUUUAAAAGUUCGUUCAAGCAGUGCAUUUCACAAGGUCUACGUAAUGGCAUCCAAGUUGUUGGUUCUGUAUUCGCAUUACUGAGUAUAUCUCCUACUCUAACGGCUGCUCUUUUGGGUUGUUUACCAUGUGUUUUCUUGAUUGGAAGUUUAAUGGGCACUGAACUUCGUCUGCUUAGUCGAGAAGCUCAAGCUCAGAAUUCUCAGAUAGCCUCAUUAGCUGAUGAAGUAUUCAGUCAUAUAAGAACAGUGAAAUCAUUGACAUUAGAAGAUUUACAAAUUGAGAAAAUGAAUUAUGAUAUUGAUAAGGCUAGAAGACUUAGUGAAAAACUUGCCUUUGGAAUUGGUUCCUUUCAAGGUCUCUCCAACUUAGCCCUGAAUGGUGUUGUACUUGGAGUAUUAUAUAUUGGUGGUCAUUUAAUGUCUCGAGGUGAAUUAGACCCUGGUCAUUUAAUGUCAUUCCUGGCUACUACACAAACACUGCAACGUUCACUUUCUCAGUUAUCUUUACUCUAUGGUCAUAUAGUUCGUGGAUCUACUGCACUGAAGCGUAUUCAUGAGAUAUUAAAACUACCCAGUGGAAUAGGUAGUAUGGCAUCUUCAGAAUCAUCAUCAUCCAUAAAUAAUAACAAGUAUAUGAAAGAAAUGAAUGAAUUAGUCUAUUCUACGGCACCAAGCAUAACCUUUGCAAAUGUUCAAUUCGCUUAUCCUAAUCGUCCAGAAAGUGAUGUGUUGAAGCAGUUGUCAAUGAAUUUACCCGGUGGUAAAGUAAUAGCGUUAGUUGGCCAGUCUGGUGCAGGUAAAUCAACUGUUGUCUCUCUGCUAGAAAGAUUUUAUGAUCCAAAAGCUGGUGAAAUUUUGGUAAAUAACUAUAAGUUAACUGAUUUCAAUGUGAAUUAUUUACGUGGUAAACUAAUUGGUUAUAUUAGUCAAGAACCACAAAUAUUCAAUGCAUCAAUAAGAGAGAAUAUUCGAUUUGGUCGCCUUGAUGCAACCGAUGAAGAGGUUGAAGAAGCAGCUAAAUUAGCACAUAUUCAUGAAUUCAUCACACGUGACUUACCCUAUGGAUAUGAUACACAAGUUGGUCAAGGUACUGGUUCAACAGCUGGUUUAAGCGGUGGUCAACGUCAACGGAUAGCUAUAGCACGUAUUCUAUUGAAAAAUGCUCCAAUUUUAUUAAUGGACGAGGCUACAUCAGCUUUAGAUGCAGAAUCUGAAGCGAAAGUACAAGAAGCAUUAAACUUUGCUAUGAAAAAUCGUACAGUCUUAAUCAUUGCACAUCGAUUGAGUACAGUACGUAAAGCUGAUCUAAUCCUGGUUAUGUCUAGAGGACAAAUAGUUGAGAAAGGAACGCAUACAGAAUUGAUGGCUAAUCAUGGUUUCUAUUAUAAUCUUGUACAAAGACAAGAAGGUCGAGAUUUAUUAGAAUAG
Trichobilharzia szidati is the source of this 1950-nucleotide messenger RNA. The record is from the annotation of a GenBank genome assembly. NCBI's taxonomy places the organism in Eukaryota, Metazoa, Platyhelminthes, Trematoda, Strigeidida, Schistosomatidae.